AUGCACGUACACGACGUCCUCAUCAUUGGAGCGGGCCCUGCCGGGUUGGCAGCUGCUGCAAGACUACACGAGCACACUCCCUCGGCGACGUUCACCGACGAUGAGCAUCAACGCUACCACUGGAUCAAGAAGCAUGGUCGAAAAAUGAAUAUUAAGAACUAUAGGACCAACAAGAACUCAUUGCCCACGCCACCAUCAAGUCCAGAGACUUCGGAAUGCGGAUGCGACGGUCACGCCACGGGUGAGGCACUCGAUAUGCUAGUACUCGAUGCCGACGGUGACGAGUGGAUGGCGAAAUGGAAUCGACUAUUCAAGACCUUUGGAAUCAACUAUCUGCGCAGUCCAAUGUUCUUCCAGAUCGAUCCAGCCGACCGCGAUGCCUUACUUGCGUAUGCAUACGAGCAAGACCGAGCGAAAGAACUGCAAGCACUCCCGGGAUGUGCUGGCAAAGAAGUGAGCAAACACAAGAAGAAGAAACGUAUCAAUUCAAAAGGCAGGUUUCUGGGAAGGACGCCCGACAUCGAUGAGAGGGACCGCAAGGACUACUUCACGCCAAGCACAGGUUUGUUUGCAUCUCACUGCUGCGAGGUCGUACAGCGUUAUAGAUUAGGCAAGGAAAUGCUACGACAGGAACGAGCUACAAACAUCGAGUACAACACAGUGAUAUCCUUCCCGGACGCAGAGGUCGAAAGCGUCAUCUCCGAUGACGGUGCAGACGAAGAAGCCAAAGUCUUUCGUGUUACGACUGACAAGGGCGUUCGAUUUGCAAGAGUCGUUAUCCUUGCUGUAGGUCCUGGAAAUGGACCCUGUAUACCUUCAAUACCUGGCCUGCCAACGCCUACUCCGCACGAGGGCUACACACAUGCGAUGCAGAUCAAACAGUUUCCACCGCCGCAUGUAAAGGCAAAGAUUGACGCUCGACGGCAGACGAGGAUGCUCAUUGUUGGCGGCGGCCUGACGAGUAUCCAGCUAGCUGACCUUGCUCUUAAGCGAGGCGUGAGCAAGGUCUGGCUUCUGAUCCGAGGUGAAUUGAAAGUCAAGUACUUUGACGUGGAUCUGGACUGGGUGGGCAAAUUUCGCAACUUCAAGCAAGCCGAGUUUUGGACUGCAGACACUGACGAAGAACGCUUCGAGAUGAUCUCCCAAGCCAGAAAUGGCGGUAGUAUGACACCGCGGUACCGCAAAAUCCUCGAUGCACAUGUAGCAAGCGGCAAGAUCUCUCUCCAUACUCACACUACCCUGCAGUCUGCAUCCUGGGAUGAGGAGUUGAAAUCCUGGACGUGUAAGACUUCGACGCCUGACGUGUGCAUUCCAUCGGUUGAUUACAUUGUGUUCGCAACCGGCAUUCAAUCGAACAUCGAGACAAUACCAUUUAUGCAGACCAUCCAGCAGCAGCAUCCGAUCGAAACAAUCGGCGGCCUGCCAUGUCUCAACGACGAUCUGAUGUGGAACGAUGAAGUCCCUCUCUUCGUCACCGGCAGGCUGGCUGGAUUGCGCCUAGGACCGGGCGCGCCGAACUUGGUGGGAGCGAGGAUUGGUGCAGAGCGCAUCGCAUGGAACGUCGAGGAUGUACUGAAGAAGAUGGGAAGGCUUAGUGGGCCCAGCCAAGAGAGUGAUGAGAGUGACAGUGCCGACGAGAAGAUGAACGCGUAUGCGGCGGCGAGGGACAAUCGCUUUGAUAGCCUAUUUGAGAUUGACGAGAACUGA
This is a messenger RNA of Parastagonospora nodorum SN15, 1707 nucleotides long. RefSeq lists its product as hypothetical. Lineage: Eukaryota; Fungi; Ascomycota; Dothideomycetes; Pleosporales; Phaeosphaeriaceae. The record is from RefSeq and is a predicted model, not a curated record. Bases 1 to 1707 code for a protein of 568 amino acids. Gene Ontology annotation, molecular function: oxidoreductase activity. The transcript is spliced from 2 exons.